CAGGUGAAAAAGUUAAAUCUAACUUUGAAGUGAUUUUGACUUGACUAUACCUCAGUGAGAAUCAUGGCCUGUAAAGACAAAGGACAAACACGGAAGUACUUCACAGGAUUGACUGCGGCUAUUCUGCUUAUUUAUGUAUGUGUGGUAGAAACAAUUGAUGUCCCAGAAACAAGCAUCAAAUUUCAGUUUGGCCACACAGAUGAGUCACAGCAUCAUAUACAAAAAAGAGAUGCAGAUGUGGAUGAAUGUGUUGAGAUUCCUGAGAUCUGUGGUCCAAACUCAAUCUGCAACAACACUGAUGGGAGUUACGAUUGCUCGUGCACGAGUGGAUAUAAAGUAACAGACCCAAACCUCCCUUUAAACAUCAGUAACCCAUGCACAGUGUACUGA
This is a messenger RNA of Misgurnus anguillicaudatus (oriental weatherfish), 390 nucleotides long. Lineage: Eukaryota; Metazoa; Chordata; Actinopteri; Cypriniformes; Cobitidae. The record is from RefSeq and is a predicted model, not a curated record.